Molecule: messenger RNA, 1323 nt
Organism: Loxodonta africana (African savanna elephant)
Lineage: Eukaryota; Metazoa; Chordata; Mammalia; Proboscidea; Elephantidae
Product: rho GTPase-activating protein 20-like
Exons: 11
Coding region: 1-1323 (440 amino acids)
Biological process (GO): signal transduction
Molecular function (GO): GTPase activator activity
Source: RefSeq, a predicted model, not a curated record
AUGGCUAAAAUAAAAAUAGUGAUAACACCAAAUGCUGCUGUGGAUGUGGAGACGCUGGAUUAUUCAGAUAUUGCUGGGGCUAUUCUGUGGUUUGCGGUGUGUUGCAGGAAGACUCCUUCCACUGAGGUGGACACGCAUAAUGAGAGAACUACGUUACCUGAGGGCCCCAAUCGUACCCUGCUGAUUCAUGGCCCUGUGGAAUUCAAAAGAGGCUGGAGAAGGCAGAAGCGACACCUCUUCCUCUUCAGUGAUUUGUUGCUUGUGUCUAAUUCCAAGUAUAGAAAGACCUUCAAAAUUAAAGACAAAAUACCACUGAACACCAUGUGGAUGACAGACUGUGAUGACACCAAUGCCAAGAGGUCCCUUGUUUUGGGCUGGCCCACUGUGAACUUCACAGCCACCUUUAGUUCUUCAGAACAAAAGGAACAAUGGCGCUCUUCCCUUCGAAGGUACAUCGAUCUAGCCAAAGAGAAAGACCACCCGAAGAGCAUUCCCCUGAAAAUCUUUACUGAGGACAUCGAGAACUGUGCCUGUCCUAUAAGUUUAACAGUAACAAAUUCAGAUACAACCAAUGACAUUAUCGACAAGUCACUACCAAUGCUCGGAAUAACUGGCUCUAAGAGUGAUUACCAGUUGCGGGUCAGUUCUGGCAAGAAAGAGGCCCCAUUCCCACUCAUUGGACAUGAACAUCCCUAUGGAAUAAAAAUGAGCCAUCUUCAAGCCACUGCACUCCUGCCACACCGCCUAAGGGGCUGCAUAUCUCCAUCCACUCUCCAGGAGCCCUUCUUACUGGAGGAGCCAUUCCCAGAGAUGGGAGGUCCGUUCGUCCUAAAGCCCAGGCGCCCACUGAGGAACCAGGAGCAGAAAAAUGCAGGCCAGAAGACAGGUGAAAAGAAAUGGCUUGUGGUGAACUGGGCCUUUCGGCGGAACCCCGGCACUUGCCAGGACAACGUGUGCAGGGCUCUACCAUCCCCCGAGCCAGGGAAGCUCUUUGGGGUUUCACUCAAAGAUGUUUGUCCCAAUGAUGACCUGCCCACUCCUCUCCGGGAUAUGCUUUUCUUUCUUAACCAAAAAGGGCCUCUGACAGAGGGCAUCUUCAGAAUAUCGGCCAGUGUCAGAGCAUGUGGAGCCCUCAAGCAGAAACUAAACUCAGGAGAGAAGGUGAAUUGGGAGGACGAGCCGGUUUUGGUAGUAGCGUCUGUCUUAAAGGAUUUUUUUAGAAACAUCCAGGAAAGUGUAUUUUCCUCUGGUCUGUAUUAUCAAUGGCUUACUGUUAUUGAUGAAGGGAAUGAGGAGGAGAAAAUAACUGGAAUCCAGAGGUAA